AUGCAAACCCUGUUCCCCUUUGCCGCCGCAUCACCCGCCCCAACUCCCAAACUGCACGUCACAUCCGGCCUGCUGCCGCCAUACGUCUCGGCGUCCCAAGCCCCGACCAGAAAGUCGCCGUGGAGAACGGUUCGAGAUGUCGGCUUCAUUCGCUCAGCCACGGUCGCGCUGCCGGAUGAACUGUGUCAUAUCAUCUGGCAAUCGGUCGAGGCUGCGGUCAGGAAAGUGAGAUAUGUCAAGGUGAUCAUGAAGCUGGAGGAUGUGCUGGACGGCGAGUUUUUCACCGAGUACAUCAAGCGAGGUAACGUUCUCAUGCUCUCCGAAGGAGAACCCGGUGUGGACAACGUCUUCUCACUCAAGGAUGGCAUAUUGCGGCUGAACCUCGCCAAGGAGGUCUACGAACGCACCGGUCUGCCGGGGACGCCUGUCCGGUCCGGAGGACGCAAACACGUCAAGUCAAGCUACGUGGUCGAGUACAAUCUCCGUCUCCCCUCGAUGCUACAUGGCAAAAAGGGCUUUGAGCGACUCGUGUGGGCGGCCAAAAACGUCCUGAACAGUAGUUUGCAGUGGCUCUUCCUCGACCUCAACGACGACCACGCUGCAGAUGUCAAAGGCCCGAUCAUAACACACCACCCUACAAUCAUGCAUGAUGUAGCCCCGACGGUGAAGAAAAUACCGAACGCCCUCAUCCCGUCGACCCUAACCACGACCACGAAUAUCAUGACACCCUCGACCCUGACAGAAAGGACACGUUCUCAUCCCCCUCCCCCAACUGCCACAUCGUCCAGUGUCCCUCCUGAAGAGCUGCAAGAGACAAUGCUGGAUCUUUUCGAAUACGUCGACAUGCUCUCGUUAGCGUCUCCACGAGUUCAGGCGACCGACCACGUCGAUCCGUUCAUCAGUCGAUACCAGGUCCCUGAUGUCUCUGGCCGUGGCUAUACGUCAAACGAGACAAGGGCCCAGCAGCCCGUCACGGUCAUGACGUGGACAGGGCUGAUCUCGGCACAAUGGGUGCUGGACCUUCUCUGUGCCAUCAUAAAACAGUCCCGCACGGCCCGACUACCAGCGCCGGAACAAGCGCCAUGGCUUGCCCUUACAGUCUCGGCACACAGGACCCAAGCGGUGGGCCAGGUUGACGGAUACACCGUCAUUCUCCAGCCAGAUGGUGACGAUGGAGAACGGGGUGACGGUCCUAACUCUGACCAUAACCAUCGUGUCGACGAGAACCAAAACGACGAGCCACAAACCCGCUCCGUCUUGGACCAGCACAAUCGACCGACCAAACGGCCACGUCUGGUGGCUGCGACUACUGGUGACGAAGAUGACGACAGCGCCACCGGCCCGAAGCGUGCGAACGCCUCUAGCGAAUACUCUGAUCUUGACCCCCUGAAAUCGGACUCGGGGGCAACAGGAGGAGGAACUACCACGGCCACGACCACGACCGCAACUGCGACCACAACCACUGCCGCGACCACUACUACUACCACUGCCACAGGGACAAACGCCGCUGCUCGUGCCGGAUUCCACCACUACAUUUGCGCCGAGUAUGUCGACAGCCUCGUCCAAGUCCUCCGUGGAGGUGGAGCCUGA
Messenger RNA from Capronia epimyces CBS 606.96, 1590 nucleotides. RefSeq lists its product as uncharacterized. Gene Ontology annotation, cellular component: ribonuclease MRP complex; multimeric ribonuclease P complex. Gene Ontology annotation, biological process: tRNA 5'-leader removal; endonucleolytic cleavage in ITS1 to separate SSU-rRNA from 5.8S rRNA and LSU-rRNA from tricistronic rRNA transcript (SSU-rRNA, 5.8S rRNA, LSU-rRNA); tRNA 3'-end processing. The record is from RefSeq and is a predicted model, not a curated record. NCBI's taxonomy places the organism in Eukaryota, Fungi, Ascomycota, Eurotiomycetes, Chaetothyriales, Herpotrichiellaceae. The transcript is spliced from 6 exons. Gene Ontology annotation, molecular function: ribonuclease MRP activity; ribonuclease P activity. The coding region runs from base 1 to 1590 and encodes 529 amino acids.